Molecule: messenger RNA, 1662 nt
Organism: Lycium barbarum (goji berry)
Lineage: Eukaryota; Viridiplantae; Streptophyta; Magnoliopsida; Solanales; Solanaceae
Exons: 2
Coding region: 1-1662 (553 amino acids)
Source: RefSeq, a predicted model, not a curated record
AUGGGGCUGCCGUCUGGCACCCUUCCGGCGAGUGCAAUAGUUCAAAAGGAAGCCUCAACUAAGGCGAUCCCAUCGACACACGAUUAUACAGGAUCGUAUGCGAAAACCCUCACUGAAGCUCUGGGUUCAUCUGCAGCUCCUAAAUGCAUUGAACCCGAAUCGAUCAAAGGAAGAAGAACUUCACACAAUGGCAAACCAACUUUGAUUUUCAAAGCAACUGAUUUCUAUGGAGUGAUGGCAAGUCAUUGUCGAAGGACAAUUGUAGGAGGAUUUCUCAAAAGUCAGCCCCAAAUUCAUUCUAUUAGGUCAAAGUUUUCUGAGAAAUUUCCAAUGAAAGGAACUCCAAAAAUAGGUGUGUUUGACAAUUUCAAUAUCUUUCUAAACUUCACAAAUGAUGAAGAUUACAAUUUUAUUCUUUAUAAAAGAUUGAUUGAAGUUGAUGGGUAUCAAAUUUGGCUACAAAAAUGGACACCGAAUUUUAAGCCGGAGGAAGACUUACCCACAGUUCCGAAAAUUGAGUUUGAAAAUAUCCCAAAAUACUGCAAGCAUUGCAGGAAGUUGGGACAUAAUUUAAUUGAAUGUAGGGUGGUUGAAAAGAAAAAACAAAAGGAACUAAAGGAAGAAGAGGAAAAAACAGCAGCACACAAAAAUGAAGCUUCAAGAAAGGAACAGAAUGUUAAGAAAUUUGAGCAGAAUAAGAAAAAGAAUCCUUUGGAGCAAAAUUGGAAAUUCAAUGAAAACCAACAAAAUGAAAGAGGUAGAGAGGAACAGAUAAAUAAUGGUAAGUUUUUCAGGAGAUUUAGGGGGGAAAGUGAGCCCCCUAAAACUGUUUUCAAGCCUACAGGAGCUAUUUUUGGAGUCAACAAACCAAUGCCUGAAAAUGAGACACAAAGAAAAGAAAAUGUCAAUAAUGUGAACCAGGGAAAAGAUAAAUCAGAGAAAAAAAGCAAAGGGGAACAUGAGGUGAGUAAGGAUAAUAUAGAGGAGAUAGGGGACAUGAGUGUAUCCGAGAUGAAAGAUACCAACGCUGAUGGGACUGAUCACAACUUCAAAACCCCUGAAGGAAGUAAAACAGUCCAGGAAGGAAGUAAACCUUCACAGAACACAGUCAUGAUAAAUGAUCCAAAUGAAUUGGAGAUAGUGUUAUAUGAGGAGGGAUGGGAACAUGCUGGUAGCAAAAAGAAAAGAUCAUCCGGCAAAAGAUCAAAAAAAGAAAAACAAGCAAAGACUAAUCAUGUAACCAAAGAGGUAGAGCAAACUAUCACACAAAACAACUUUGAUGAAUUAUUGGAAGAGGGGAUUAAAGACAAGGAUGAGGAAGAAUUACAAGAGGAAAUCAAUGAGGACAAACAAGAACCAAAACAAGAUAAUGAUGAUGAAUGGGCUGAAGUUACAUCAACAGAGGAAGAAAACACCUCAGAUGAGUCUGAAGAAGAAGAUGAGGAUGAAAGUGAGGAAGAUGAGAGUAAGGAAGAAGAGAAGUUAAUAAAGGAUCUCAAGAGUAAGAAAGAACAGUCUGGUUCAAAGAAAGUUACAGUUGAGAAAAUGCCUCCAGGAGGUAUGACAGGGAAAAUGGAGGGUGAGCAAAACAAGAGGAAUAUUAGCGCAAAACAUCAAAAGAAGGAUCCCAAAAAAGCUUUCAAACAGAAUAUUAAUGUUUAA